Caretta caretta (loggerhead turtle) is the source of this 5390-nucleotide messenger RNA. Its product is annotated as testis-expressed protein 2. Gene Ontology annotation, cellular component: endoplasmic reticulum. Gene Ontology annotation, molecular function: lipid binding. Lineage: Eukaryota; Metazoa; Chordata; Testudines; Cheloniidae. The record is from RefSeq and is a predicted model, not a curated record.
CUCGGCCCGGCUCCCGCCGCUGCAGAGGGGCCGGGAGCAGGAGCCGGGACCCUGGGAGCCAAGUCCAGCCCACAGGGAUCGGAGCCGCUUGCAGCAGCAGCAGCGCCGCCCGGGCGCAGGGGCUUGCGGCGCGGGCAGCCGCCCGUGGGCGGAUGGCAGCGGCGGGGCCAUGCCCCCUCGCUCGCUCUCCGGCCGCCCGCGUCUCCAGCUGAAGGGGGCCGGCCAGCCCCGCCCGCCGCUACCGCCUCGCUCCCCCGGCUCCCGGGCAGAACCAACACUAGCAGAGAUGUAAACAAUGGCUGGUCACGCCAAAGCUUCCCUGGAGCCAGAGGGCUUUUCUCCCCCGGGCUCGCCUCAGCAAAGAGACCCGAUGGUCAGUUCCCAAGAGAUAACCAGCCAGUUCGCCAGCGCCAGCAGCAAAGAGGACUGGGAAAACCUGGAUGGGAGUGAGUUGAUUUUCACCUUGGAUAAGGACGAAGAGGAAGGAGCUGCCAAUUUGCCUGAAAAUGCAGUUCUGUAUGUGGACACCGGGCAGUGCAAACGCCAACCUGGAUCUUCAUUCCACAGGCCAUUCCCUCCAGCUCUUCCUCCGGAGCUGGGCUUCCUGACCGACAUCCCCUUCUAUCACCUGACUGGCUUCUCUCCACAGAGCUCCACUGCCCCCCCGAAGCUGCAGGGCUCCCCGGGCCCCAAGCCCCUCAUUAACUUAGUGAAGUCCCUGUCAACCGAGAUACAAGCCAAGGAGAGCUGCCCUCUCAAGCCCCAGCCCUUGCUGAACUUGGUCAAGUCCAUUUCGACGGAGAUCUCCCACCUGGAGCCCGAGGUGACGCAGUCCAAAUCCGACUCGAAGCUCAACGUGCAACUGUGGAGGCAGAUCACCCAGCCCAAGAGCAGACAUGGGGACUCCAGGACAGCACCCUCCUCCCCCAAUAUCUCCCCUUCGGAAAGCAAAGGCAGCUUCUUCAGGGCGCAGGAGGCCAAGUUUGAAGACACAAAGAGGAGGUUCUCCGAGGCCAUGCAGGAACCCCUCAGCAGGCUCAGCAAAAUCAUCGGGGAUGAGAACAGCAUCUCGGCCAAGUAUAAACUGCCCCACUCCAGCGCUUACGUCCAUGACUCCCCGUCCAGCCACAGUGGGGACUGCACUAGCGUGGACGCCAAGGCUGCUGGGCCCAGCCCCGGGAAAGCCGAGAGCGACCGGCUGGGAGAGCACGCGAGCAAAGCGAUCCAGAGGACCCAGGCGAAGGACGGCUUCCCCUUGGAGCACAAGUGGGGUCCCGCCUCGAACUGCCGGUACGAGAUCUGCUCCUGUGGAGACGUAAUCCAAGUGGUGGAAGUGGAGCAGAGCGAGAACGGCCCGGAGGAGGCGCAGCUGUGGCAGCCCCUGGACGAGCUCCUCCCAGCCCAGCCUGGCAGCCCAGUGCCAUGCAACACCCUCGCCUGCAUUGCCAUCUUGGCUUACAAUUACUUCAUCCUGCCUUUGCCCCCUUACCUCUCAGGCCUCUGCCUGGGACUGGCCUGUGGGUUUGUGCUGGGCUUCCUGGUCAUCCUGCUGUUUGUGCCAAAGCCUUCCCUGGCUCCCCGGCGGGGACAGUCCCCGCAGGACAAGCGGCGCUCGGAGCUGCUAACGAGGAAGCCACGAGAACGAGACGUCCUCAAGAGCUGGAUGAAUGAGAUGUAUUUCUACGACCCGGAGAUCUACCACCCGUCGCUCACUCACUCAGUGUUUGUGACGCUGGAAGGCACCGCCAUGAAGCUCUCCUACCCCAAGAACAAUGUCCCACGCCGAGCCGCCUUCGAAGAAGAAACCCUCGACGUGGCCUUUGUCAGCCAUCGGUACUACAACAUGAGCAAUGCCCAGGUUUUUCUCUUCCCACCGGGCCUGGCCCGAAAAAGGAUGUGGAACAAGAAAUAUCCCAUCUGCAUUCUGUUCCCAGACCAAGAGGACCAGAAUUUCAGAAGCUCAAAUGAGCAUGACACGGACCUCCCAAGAGAUGAAAGCCUGAAAAUGACUCGGACACCAGGCCAGGACGUCCCCCUGAAGCCUCCAGGGGACCUCCGGGAAAGGACCCUCUACCUCUUUGGAAGAACAGGAAGGGACAAAGAAGAGUGGUUCCAACAUCUUAUGACAGCCUCCCAACGGGACUGUCACGAGGUGCAGAGUGCCAGCUGGGGCGAAGGCAAAUUCGGUUUCGGUCCGAACCAGCUCUCCAGCCCUUCAGGAAAGGGCAUCUGCAGCAGUGGCAACAGCUGGGGAAGCACAGAAGACGUCCCUUCGUUGUUCAGACCCAAGGAUCUAGCUGGGACCCUCCGGGAGAAGAUUCUUCUAGAUUACAGUACUUACAUGUCCCAGUUAGUCCAGCCAGAAACAGGCACCAGCCACCUCCAGAGCCCUUGUCACAGCGCCAUGGGCAGCCCAACCCCCCAAGAGUUCCUCAGGGACAUGAAUGGCAGCAGUGAACUGUCCAUGGCUUGGAUGAAUGCACUGGUUGGGCGAAUCUUCUGGGACUUCCUGAGGGAGAAAUAUUGGAUGGACCAAGUGUCAAACAAGAUCCAGAAGAAGUUAAGCAAAAUCAAGCUCCCGUACUUUAUGAAUGAGCUCACACUCACCGAGCUGGACAUGGGGACAUCCAUCCCCCUCGUUCUCAGUGCCUCCAGUCCGAUCAUCGAUAACCGAGGGCUUUGGGUGGACGUGGAAGUCAUCUACAACGGCUCCCUACAGAUGACACUGGAGACGAAGAUGAACUUGUGCAAGCUGGGGAAAGAGGCAUUGGCGGAGGAGAGUGGGCAGACGGCUGCUGGUGGGGAAGGGGCGAAGCCUCGGGUGAUCCUGCUGGCAGACAGCGAUGCAGAGUCCUCCAGCGCCGGCUCCUCCGACGAGGAAGACGUCCUUGCAGCAGAGCCUUCUGGAGCCCUGGGAGAGAGGAUCGUCCCCCCUCCUGCUGAAGGCCAUGGGGGCGGCAACAGCACUAGCCGCAAGAUCCUGCGCUUCGUGGAUAAGAUCGCCAAGUCCAAGUACUUCCAGAAGGCCGCUGAAAACGAGUUCAUCAAGAAGAAGAUCGAGGAGGUGUCCAACACGCCGCUGCUGCUGACUGUGGAGGUCCAGGAGCUGGCUGGGACCCUGGCUGUGAACAUUCCUCCACCCCCGACAGACCGAAUCUGGUACAGCUUCCGAAUCCCUCCCCAGCUGGAGCUGAAAGUCCACCCGAAGUUGGGCGAGCGGGAAGUCACCUUCAUCCAUGUCACGGAAUGGAUUGAGAGAAAGCUGCAGCAUGAAUUCCAGAAAAUUUUAGUGAUGCCAAACAUGGAUGAUCUCAUCAUUCCCAUCAUGCACUCCGGCUUGGAACCCCAGCCCUCCAUGGAGGGGCCGUUCAAGGACCUUCCAGCGGAUAGCCAGAAGCGGCUCUGAAGAGUGACCCACUGGCUGGGUCAAGACACUUGGCAGAACUCUGGAGGAUUUGCUGAGAUGCCCAGCUAACCUGGGCCUGGCCACUGGUCGCCACACAGGAGCCAAGAUGCUGAUCUGAAGUCUCCGAGUUCAUCUCUCCAUCUUGUCUUCAGCAUCCCCCAGCUCAGCAAAGGAGCCUCUUCUUCAAAUGUGAUGCAGAACAUUAAGGACAGAAACAUACACCCCCAGGGGAGGAGCAAGUUGGAGUCACCCAAGCAUACAAAACUCCAGGUGGCUCAUCCAUCACCACCAGGUUCCUCUGGAUUAAUACAACUCCCUUGUGGCCAGAUGGGCAUUUUCUGUGCCAGCCGGGGCAGGAACUUGCUCAGCACUGUCUGCUUUACAAAGGGGGGUGCAAGAAACCCGGGGUGGGAGGGGGUUGCCUGAAGUCCAAGGAGUGUUAAUCAGACGUUGCGAUCAGAAAUGGCCCAAGCUUAUUGCAUCAGCACUGGACACCCUUUAAAUGGGCAGCCGGGUCUGCCAGGAAAACUGCAGGCAGGAAAUGAACUGAAACACAGACGAAACACCCAUAACCCUCAUUGCCCCUACAAGUGUUUUAUUGUACUCUGAGUCUCACCACCACCCAGAAGGCUGAAUGGAAUUGUGGGUAUCCCUACGGCAUCCACACAGAUUAGACACAUAACAGUGAGGUUACCUGGCUCUGACAGCCCCAGCCCUGGGGAAGGGAGGACCAUGUGCCCAUCAGCCUGGGGUAGAGCACAUAGGAGGUACAGGCAGGGAUGCAGAACCCUGCUCCUGGCCAGCCAAUGGCUGUCGCAGGGGUUUAGUUGAAGGGGGAGACUGGGGAAAGCAGCCAUUGAUGGUAACCAGGCAGUACUGGUGCAGGGAGGGGCUGAAAUAGUCACAUGUCAAAAUCCACUGAGUGUUUCAGCAGGUGAAGUUGGGGCAGAGGGUAGGGAUGUGGGGGUGAACCUCCCAAUACCUAAGGGGGGGGGGGGGAGCGCUCAGUACGUGAGGGAAGGGAGUGGAGGGGAAGUCCUAUGAGCCCCAGAGAGAGAGAGAGCGGUUUGUAGACAAAAAGGGAGGCAGCAUUGUCAGCUGCCCGGGUCCAGCCCUUCCUCAGCUAAUGCCCUUCACCCAGGCAGUGUACCCUGCACCGGGGAACGCAGGAGGCUGUGGGAAUGCCUGGGCACGAGGCCCUGUGCAGGUCAGGGCUCGUGGCAGCACCUCUAAUGGGUCAAAAGCAGGGGAGGAGACAGCAACAGCCCUCUUCUCCCACCCCUGGCCUGGGGGAGCCCCAAAAUGGAGGGCUGGAGCGAGCCAGCCGGCAGAGGAGGCGGGGAUCGGGAAGCCGGUGGAGCAGAGGUCGGAGGGGGAUCGAGUGGUGUCUGUCAAGCUUUGCAGGGCACCAGCCAUGUGACAGCACUGCCAGGCAUUAAGGGAUUAACUCUCCAGCUGGCACAGCUUCCCUGGCCUGCCCUUGUCCUCACUGACGCUCACAGACAUUGCGCCCCGAUUCCCUUCUGCCCCCGGAGUGACCCCUGAUGGGGCCAUUAGCAGGAGAAACCUGGGCUCCCUUGGUAUUGAGCCCCUCUGCACGAGGCCUGUGCCCCACUGAAGCUGGCCCCCUCUGCCUUGCAGUGAACAAGACAGAGAGAAGUAGUCUCCUACCGGCAUUUUAGUUUGCUCUGGGCUUCCUCGCUGUGGCGCGUUUCAGGAGAGACGCAUCUCAGCCGCCAGCAAUGCCACAAGCAUCUGAAAACACCAAGAGGACCAGCCCUGUACGGGACAAGGAUGAAAGGCGCCCAUCUGGACUACAGCAUGAGGUACGAAGUGGGACCAUUUGAUCCUCCAUGCAAUAAAAGUAAUAGAUUCUGUCAAGUAACAUCAUGGCACCCUGUUAAAACAAGGGGCUUUGCAGACUGGGUGGAUGUGUAAGAGAAGAGCCCAACUUAAGCAAUAAAGUUUGCAUUCAUCCACCAGG